ACUACAAUGGAAGAUGCAGAAAGCCCUACGAUGGAGUGUUUCAUCUGCAGAGAAGAGAUAGUGUUUAUCUUACUAAUUAGGCUUCUUUGUGGGCACUAUUACUGUCGCGAGUGUCUGGGGAGAAGAUUUCAAGUAGCAGCAGAUGACAGGAGACUUUAUCCACCUCGUUGCUGCGAUACCAAGAUAUCCUCGAGAACGUACGGGUCUCGCAUCGACUACCAUAUCCUAAAAGAUUAUCUGUACAAGAAGAUAGAGUGGGACACAAAGGAUCCAACUUACUGCUCCAAUGAUCGAUGUGGCAAAUUUGUACGACCGAAUAACAUCCGAGGUCAGGAUGCAAAAUGUCCAUGUGGAGUCCAAACUUGUACACGAUGCAAGAGAAGAUCUCACCAGGGUGAUCUGGAAUGUAAUGGGCCCAUUGAUACUGCACUUCAAGCAACUCUGAGACUCAUGAGACAGAGACGUUGGAAACGAUGUCCAAAUUGCCACACUGGCAUUGAAAGAAUCCGGGGCUGCUCACGUAUG
Mollisia scopiformis is the source of this 525-nucleotide messenger RNA. RefSeq lists its product as uncharacterized. The transcript has a single exon. The annotation marks the transcript as partial. Lineage: Eukaryota; Fungi; Ascomycota; Leotiomycetes; Helotiales; Mollisiaceae. Gene Ontology annotation, biological process: ubiquitin-dependent protein catabolic process; protein polyubiquitination; positive regulation of proteasomal ubiquitin-dependent protein catabolic process. Gene Ontology annotation, cellular component: ubiquitin ligase complex; cytoplasm. Gene Ontology annotation, molecular function: ubiquitin protein ligase activity; zinc ion binding; ubiquitin conjugating enzyme binding. The record is from RefSeq and is a predicted model, not a curated record.